Molecule: messenger RNA, 1141 nt
Organism: Pisolithus orientalis
Lineage: Eukaryota; Fungi; Basidiomycota; Agaricomycetes; Boletales; Pisolithaceae
Exons: 2
Coding region: 192-962 (256 amino acids)
Source: RefSeq, a predicted model, not a curated record
ACCAAACCCAAACCAUGCCCAUGCGACGACAUCACAUGUUCUACUACGAAGACGGAACCCAUGUCUUCCAGGUGAGUUACCUAGCAUCGUAGUAACAUCUAUCAGGCUGUUUACAAUACAUCCAGGCUCAAAGUUCACUAUUCAAAGUCCAUAAGAGUGUUCUCUCCGACAAAUCCAUCGCCUUUAAGUCUAUGUUUGCUGCACAAGACAGUACCGGACUUCCCCAAACUGAUGGACACAGCGACGAAAAACCAAUUAUUGUGCCUGAUCAAGUCUCCGACCUAGGAUUUGAACUGUUUCUGUCCGUGUGCUACAACAAAUGGCGCCCAGAUACUUCACAGGCAUCCGAGACCACCCUUCUUCAGCUCCUUGAGCUUAGUCGCAUGUAUGAGUCCAAGGACGUCCGUGAACACGCCAUCAAGCAACUCGCCUCUCGCCGCUAUACCAUCAAACCUAUCACACUGAUCUCCAUUGCCCUAAAAUAUCAUAUCAAGGACAUCUUCUGUUACGCAUUCAGACGGCUCAUCCCAAAGCCUAUAAACGAACUCAACCACGCCGAUUAUGAGCUUCUUACUGUCCCUGUAUGGAUGACGCUCCUCAGAGUCAAGGAGCGACUCGAACUCCACCGCCGUAUUGUGGCAUGUGAGCCACCACCUAUGGUGCAUUCGCCGUGUUGCCAGGACCACAAGAGGUGUGUUGACGACUGGCGCCAAGUAUGGUGGAAUGGCAUGGGCCGGUACUUGCUUGAUGGUCGUAGUCCUCAGCCAUACAACUCUGCGGUCAAGCAAUUUGAAGGUCUUAGCUAUGGGAGUGUCGACCCCGAGUGUUGGAGAGUGAUGCUCGCUCUUGUCAAGGAGGGGAAGGCAUUUCAGCACGAAGAUGAUCUCAUUUACCGCACAGCUCGGGGACUGGCAGAGUACUUGAUCCACGAACCCUUCUUCGGCGAUGAUAUAGACAUGUGAUCCUACAGUUGUACAUCUAGUGUCGUGGCCAUCCACCCAAAAAAUCACAGGCCAUAUAUAUUUAAAGUAUUAAUGACUGCAAAAGUUGCGGGUCACUGUCUUUAAGUUGCGCAGUGCUGUAAAAGUUGCGCAAUCGCCUGUUUUAUUUUGUUUGUUAAUGUUACAGAUGCAGCGUCAUA